GGGGCGCGCGGCGCGGCCGGCCCGCCUCCGCCGCGCCCGUCCCACCGCACCCUCAUCGGCCCGCCUACCACCACGAGUACCACCACGCGGACCUGCAGCAGCUGCGGGUGGCGCAGGGCGGCGUGGGUGUCGGCGUCGGCGCAGGCCUGGUCGUCCAGUACGGCAUCGGAGCACCCCUGGCGCCGCCGCUCGCCCAGGCGUUCUACUACGGAGCCGCGGCUGCUACAGCCACGCCUUAUGGCAUGGGGCUUGACCACGCCACGCUGAAAGACCUCAUCAAGAAGCAGAUCGAAUACUACUUCAGCCCUGACAACUUGGCGCGCGACUUCUUCCUCCGCCGCAAGAUGGCGCCCGACGGUACCAUCCCCGUCACUCUCAUCGCGUCAUUCCACCGCGUGCGGGCGCUGACAGCUGACGUGCAGCUGGUGUUGGACGCCAUCCGGGACUCGGACAAGCUGCAGCUGAUAUCCGGCUUCAAGGUGCGAACAGCGUUCGAACCAACCAAAUGGCCGAUCCUGGACAUCACCAACCACGAAGACAGCGAUAAGGUUGAAAGAAAACCAGAUUACAAGCCGAAAGACGCGCCGAAUCCCGAAUCGGAGACCGAAAAGCCGCAUUCCGACUCUGAGCACGCCGAAGCCGAAGUCGUAGCCGAAAAGCCGAACGUUGAGGCCGAAACUUCGAUUGAGACUGUUUCGGCUGAGGAGUCAAAAAACGAGGAGUCGAGCAUGGAAAUGGAAGAGCAGAAGGAAGCGCCGAGUAUAGCAGAGAAAGAAAUUGAAGAGAGCAUACAGAAGGUCGAAGAAUUGACGUUGACAACGAGUGAGAAAGUAGAGGAAACUCAGCCAGAUCCAGACGCCGUUGAAUCGCCGACGGAAGACGACCCGGACAAGAAGAACGAUUCCAUAGACGACCCGCCGCUGCAGUCCGAAGCCAGCGACGAGAAACCCGGCGAGAAACGACGCAGGAAGCAAAUGGUGGGCAUAUUCCCUCUCGCCACGAUGGGCGGGCCGCUCGUCGCGCCUGUGUCGAGCCUUCUGAAGGCAGUGCCGCCGCCGCCCUUGCCCAGAAUGUUCCGCACGGGCCGCCUGGCGGCGCCUGCGCACGACCAUCUGAACCCGGACGUGCCCGAGUUUGUGCCGCUCUCGCGUCGGCAAGAAGAGCCGAGUGAAAAGUCCUCCCUGGAUGAGAGGUCCGUGUCCAUUGGCAGCCCCGAUUCGGAAAGAAGUGCCAGCGAUGUUUGGACAGAAGUGAAAAGGCGCACAAAAGCGGGAUCCCGCGAGAGAGCGCCGCCGCCGCCGCCCGAAGACGAGCCGCGUGAAGAACUCCAUUUCCAGCUAGACGAGGAGCUGGACCUGCCGCCUCCGAGGCACAACACCUUCACCGACGCCUGGUCGGACGAAGAAUCAGACAUGGAGUUCACCGAUCGCGACGUCGGCAGACUGCUGAUCGUGACGCAGGCCGGCGCGCGCGCGCCCAAGCACGACGGCCACGACCGCCAGGGCGACUGGACCACGCGCACUAAGAUCACACAGGACUUGGAACAGGUAAUAACGGAUGGCCUCAGACGCUACGAAGAAGACCUGUGGAAUGACACCGAAUACACAUCGUCGUACGGCAGCGGCAGCAACCAAUACCGCACAGUGUCGCUGAUCAGCCGCGAGAAGUUCGAAGCUUCGGUGCCAAGCGAGCGCCACGCCAACCCGGCGGAACCGCCGCCACCGCCGCCGCGCCCGCAGAAGGCCGAGUCGACGGAGGGCGGCAAGUCGAAGAGGCCGCGCCGCACGGCUUGCUUCUACGCUGCCAGCAAAGACCCGCACGCUACCGAUGUCAUUACCAGCAGGAAGAACAAAACACGUCACAGCAUCAACCCACCGGUCGAACACCACGUAGGCUGGAUCAUGGACGUGCGCGAGCACAGGCCGCGGACGCUCAGCGCCGGAUCGUCGCUAGGGACCUCGCCUACACUGGGCUCGUCCUGCGGCUCCGUCCCGCAGUCCCUGCCGGCGUUCCACCACCCGAGCCACGGCCUGCUCCGCGAGAACCACUUCACGCAGCAAGCCUACCACAAGUACCACUCGCGCUGCCUCAAAGAGCGCAAGAAACUGGGCAUCGGCCAGUCGCAAGAGAUGAACACACUCUUCCGUUUCUGGUCGUUCUUCCUCAGGGACCAUUUCAACAGGACCAUGUACAACGAGUUUAGGACGUUGGCGAACGAAGACGCCGCCGCCGGCUUCCGGUACGGGCUGGAGUGCCUCUUCCGGUUCUACUCCUACGGGCUAGAGCGGAAGUUCCGUCCGGAGCUGUAUCAACACUUCCAGCAGGAGACCAUUGCUGAUUACGAACAAGGCCAGCUGUACGGUCUGGAGAAGUUCUGGGCGUUCCUGAAAUACUACAAGCACGCGUCCGCGCUCCAGGUGGAGCCCAAGCUAAAGGCGUGUCUCGACAAGUUUCCGAGCAUCGAGGACUUCCGGGUGCUCGAGCCGCAGCUGAACGAACUGCUAGCCAGCUGCGGGGCCGCGGCGCCGGGGCGCGGGCCCCACGCGCGGCCCUACGACCGCCACCGCUCCGUCUCGGAGAGCGACCGCGCGCUGCGCCAGGCCUCCAAGACCAGCAAGCACAAGCACAAAUGGUCCAACGACGGCAACAGCGGCCGAGACAACCGCGGCCGCGCCGGCUCCUGCGGCGCUCAGAGCGUCGUCGCCAACGCGCGUCCUCGACCAACAUCGAAUCAGUGCCAGCAGCCAAACUAAUCGCCAGUCGCAGCCAAACGCCACCGCGGGAACUUAGCGAGAACCAAACACCUGUAAAUAACUAAAAAAAAACCCGCGCGUGUUACUUAAACUUAGUGUUAACAGACAAAAAAAUGCAUUUUUAUAAAUAAAUUCGAAAAAAAAAGUUAAAAAGUUGCAAAAAAUGUUGUGUAUACAGCCGAAGUGUCAGUGUGUGUGGACUGUAUAGUUAGUAGUGCUGAUAGGACAGUGUGAGUGUUGUGCUCGGACCCGCUUGGAGUGGUCCGAACACGGUCCGGGCUGUCUGGAUCUGCAGGCUGGUCAAAAAUGGAGCCUAGCUUGUACGCAUCGACAAUAAACGCUGCGCGAUAGUCACCAUGAAUUAAUAUAACGUAUAUUAUGACUUGACACUGUUAGAGUAAGUAUAUCAUAACUAUAAUACGUGCAGUGUGUCUGGACUAACUUCGAACUGUGACUUUUAGCUCCAAUUUGAAACCUAUGACAUUACACGCAUAACUGAAGUAUACGGUCCUUCAUCCGCCAUCUUGUAAAGAAAUUUUACGCUUUAGAGUGAUGUCCUUUAGGUUUUUUUUCGUCUGGUUACAUUGUCAUAUUGUGUGCCUUUAAAAAUUUAAUACUUUUAUAUUUCUAUCUUCUUUUUUUCUAUUUUUUAAUCUGUUAUCUAUAGCAGCUGGCUCUGGCUUUUAGAAUCGUUUACUAUGUCUGUGGUUAGUCCAGAAACACUGUAACUAUAUAUUUUUGACAUUGUAUAAUACAUGCAACUUCAUUUUGAGUCGUAUUUAGUUUCAUCAUAAUAUAUUGUGAAAGGAUAAUUUAAGUUUUUUUUUGUAUUCGCCUAAGUAGCUAAAGACCUGGUCUUGGUGCUUGACGAUUAUGCUUCUUCUGCCAAUUGUAAUACCGUUCAUUGUUCCGAUCUCUUCAUUUAGGCCGAAUUCACAUUGGACUAGCUAAACGAAGGGUGCAACGAAUUUCGGCUUUUAGAAAUUACGGUUUCUUUCACACGUAGUGUUUAAGAAACAACGCUGAUUGUUCAUUAGCAAAUUAUAGGAAAUUUGUAGUUGGCGAUUGUGCACUUAAGGCUCGAAUGUUUUAACGUUUCGCUGUCAUUGUAAAUAUCUAUAGUCGAGUUCACUUGGCUGGGAAAUGGAGUCCAGUGUGGACCGGCCGUUGUUUACUUUAGGAUGAAAAUCGUGGACAUGUACAGAUGUUGAUAUUUUUUCUGGUAGACAAAUUGAUAUUAGUGUGGACUUAAUAGUUCAAAAAUGUAUAAAAUCGUCAGAAAGACUGGCUAUCUGCAUGUUAAAGUAAAAUGUAAAGAUUAAAUGAGUGGUGUGAAAUAAAAACUGGUGGUUUUGGACUAUGUGGGGAUGAUUUUUUUGUUUAUUAGCAGACUCAUAAAGACUACGAACUUGAUUUAGCCCUUUAUUGAUAAAGUAAGCUAAAGUUGCUGUUAGGACAGCUAGUUCAGGCUGAAUUUGUAAAAAUCGUCUUUGAUGGUAAGCGUCAGAGUUGCCUUAUAGUAGAAUCAGUAGGUAACAUAAUCUUAUGCUCUAUCCUCGGAGGCUGUUUAACAUAAUAUCAUGUUCUCUCUUUUCGGGUCUGCCUACAAAUACUGCCACUUGAUUAUAUGACACAACUGAGCACACAAUUUUCUAGUAUUUACUCAAGGGCUUAGAAUGUUAUACCGUUGUGGAGAUUUGAUAUAUUUGUUUGUAAAUUCAUCAAAAAUGAUAAUUUACUUUCCUAAUUAUUUUUCUUAGACUUGAUCUAAGAGUUCUAUCAAAUGUAUGUCAUGUAUUUAAUUGUACUUGAUUACUCAAUUUUGUUGAAAUAACGGCAUCUAACUAAUAGUUGUGUUGUAUUAUGGCAUAAUUAUUGCACCUAAACCUUUUUUAAUACAUUUCUUUCUGAUUCCCACAUGUAAAAUCUGAAGUCUUGUUUUGUGUAUUUGGAUGAUGUGUUGAUUUCUUCUGUGACUUUCGUAAACAUGUGCAAACAUUAUUAUGAUUUGAUCAAAUCUCUGAAACAGUCAAAUAUUCAAGCCAAAAGUCGGUCUUACAGCCUCAAUCGAGUACGACCAAUUCUAUCAGUUAUCAUUGGUGUCUGAUUGACGUUGGAGCCGACUCGUGUAUAAAGUACUAACACUAACUUGCUCAAUGUAAUGGUUUUUUAUGUACGGAAGUGAUAUCGGACUUGUGACGUGGUUUGUAAAUUAUCCAAAUCAAAUCCUAUUAUUUCAAAUAAAAAAAGCUUUUGACUACAAAUAUUUUCUUUGAAAUUAAACCGUCACUGAUAGAAUAUAUUCUUUUACGGAUAUAACUCAGGAUUUGGAUAAUGUACCCUCAAUAUUUUAUUUAAAACUGUAUAUUAUACUAAAUGUUAAUUAAUAAAUAAACGAUUGGUAAGGUGUGUGUCGAUAUGAUACUUUGAUUUUUAGUGUGUAAGUGUGCUUUUUAUUUUUUAUGAAGUGUGUGCGUAGCUAUGUGCAGAUUUAAAACAUAUUACAUGUAUGUACUGAUCGAUAAAGUAAUAUAACAUCCGUAAUAAUAUUUUACGAGAUUAAAAUAAUAUAAUCAAGAAAAAAAAAUGAUAUUUUUUUGUCCAAAAUGGUGGUGCACACACUUUAUUCAAUAACUACUAGAUUAAUGUUAAAAUUAAAUAUUAUGUCUAAUAAUGCUUAGAUCGCUUCAAUAUAAAAUAGUUCCUAUACGUUGUAAUUAAAUGUUUAGCUUGUUUAUUUCAAAUCUCUUGGCACAGAAAUCGUUCAUAACUCUGAAUAUAUACUUAAAAUAUCGAAAUGCUGUUAUAUUUCUAUUAUUUUAGAGUUAGGAUUAAAAGUUCUAAAAAUAUUUUCAUUUAGAUUAAAAUGCACGUAUGUAGUUUCAAAAAGAUGUUAAGUAAGGAUUGUCGGUGGUUAUUUUUUUGUUUCUAUCGAUAUUGAAGCGAAUGUAAUCAUUAAAUUGAAUGUAAUUCUAUAGACUAUACAGACAGUAUCGGUGUUUAGGUAUAAAUAUAUGUAUCGAGCUUACAGUUUCUACCGUUUCUUGACGACGGUCAAAUUGGGCUGGCGAAGUCUCGAAAUAAUCGAGUUUUACUACUGGCAACAUCGAAAGGCGUGACGUCACUAAAAGUGGCUUUAGUGGAAUUUGUGGCCAACAAAAUUGUAGAAACUCAGUGACGUCACUCUAGGUAGCUUCUCCAGAAGUUGUCAAUAUUGCCAGCUCAAUAAAUCGAUCGUUCUGGAAGUCACGGGCCAAUAACUUAUUUGGUUUAUCUUCUAACUUCUUCAUAGCUGACUUUCCUACAUCAAAUCAAAUCUGACUAAUCAAAGCAAUAUAAACCUUCUUACUUAGAUAUACGCCAUAAAAUCGUGCGAUAACAGUUUUCGCAAAGGCAAUUACAUUAAUGUCAGUUUGCUAUAAUCUAUCCCAAUCCAAAUUCGACAAACUUUCAAUUUUUUUAUCUGUUUUUGGUCAAAAUAUCCUCGGAUUUCGAUGUUUUCAUAUUGUUCAAAAGACUAUUCAAACAAUAAAAAAGUGUAAUAGCAUCGAAAUUGUGGAUUUUUGAUCAAAAACAGAUUGAAAUUUGACAGAUGACGGACGGAUUUGGAUAGUGAUUGAUUUUGAUUGGUAGGUGUGUCAAGAUUCGCUAUGAAGAAGACCUCUUUAUUUUUAAAACCAAUUAAUGAUUAUAAUAUUAUAGUGGUUACAAUCUUUUACGGUUUCUGUGUCGCAAUGACCAAGGUUCUAUAAUUACAGUUGGUUGACUUUUCCAGCUUUUGUUUAAAAAUAACAUAAAUUCUUCAAAAUUUUAUGAAUUGUCAAUGAUGGAUUAAAGUUGUUGAAGUCAAUCUUUAAAUAAAUUCGGUUGUAUAUGUAUACAUUAGUCCUUUCUUUUUUCACUUUCUGAAUUCUGUAUUAUAAACUUCAAAAUUGUAAAUAUGUUUCGAUUAAAUGCGUUCAUAGCAAUAUAUUCUUUUAAUUCAUUUUCACACCUUUCCAAGUGAAAGAAGAAAGGAAUGAUGGGGUAUCUUUUGAACCGUCCCGUUAAAUAGUUUAGUGCAUUUGGUAAAGUUAACCAUAAACGUUAGUUUGGUUCGAAGCGAUCAUGAGCUCACGCGGUGGCGCAUUUUCAUGCAAAAGUUGUAUUAUUUCAUACACUUUAUAUUAGAAUUUUAAUAGAGCUCACUCUAAAAUUACUGCUAGCAUAAAAUAAAAAUUUUACCAAAAAAAAACUAUUAUUCAAUUUGUUAUUAAUCCAAAAUUACAUUAAUUUUACGUUCAGAUGCGUAUAGAACAAAGCUAAAGACUCAAUUCAAUUUCAAGCAAAAAUUCAGACUUAUAAUUGGUAGAAUUUCAACAUAACCAAUCGCAGAACAGAAUUUAUGAGUUAAAAUAGUGAAACACAUUCGGUAUUUUUGUAUGAGUUUAACUCAAAACUGUCGCGUCCAGACCCGUUUUCCUCUAUUUUAAUUUAAUAAUGCGAAAGUUUAGAAUCUAUGACUGAUAUUGAAUCGAGUUUUGAACGUUGUUUUGUAUUACAUACAGUCAGCGUCAAAUAGUUCGUGACGCCCAAAGUAGCCGAAAUGUUGGCAACACCUCUUUGUUAGAAUUGGAAUAAGGUUGUUUUGACAACUUUUUGACCACUUUGGAACUAUUUGACGCUGAAAAGAGCCAUAGUGUAAUUAUUUUGCCCUAUUUUUGAUUGUCUUGCUAGCUUUCUAUGCUAGGGUUCGUAGGUUAUACAUGAUAGCUGUAUACCAACAGUUAAGGAUUGAUUUUUCCAUACUGUUAGAUUUUAAUUUAAUAGAUAUCUAAUUAGAAGGCCUAAAUCGGCACAUAAACAGUAAAUCCCUGUAACUACAUGGUCAUUUUUCUAUAGUAGAUGCUGAUAAAUCUUGCUUGAGUAAAUAAGACAGUCACACGCUGCGCGCUGUAAUAAGAGUUAAAUUUAAACGAUAAGUAAUUGAAAUUACAAAAAAAAACUUGUUUACAAAACUAGUCCCAAAUACUUCAUAUUUGUUGCGAAUGCGUCGCCGCGCUUACAUUAAUAUUGUUAAGUUUUUUUUAUUAAGUUCUACGUCAUGAUUGUUGCAAUUUAUUUUCUUUCGUAAGACGCCAAAGGAGAAAACAACAAAGUGCUGAUGUAUACACAAAAACUAGGGUAUUGUAUGAACGAAAAAUAUACAAAAAAAAGUCUUUCUAAUAAUCAUAAGUUAAAAUCUAAGUUUUUGAAUCAGUAAUGUUUUUUCCAUUGGAUUACCUAUAGCGUUUGUUAUUUUUGUUUCUUAUAAUUUGAGUAAAAAAAACGAUAAAAAAUUGGUUGUUGUAAUAUAGAAAUGAGUAGAUUGUUUAAUAGUCGUAGUCUAAUAUAAGUAGGUAUACCCUUUGGAGAUAAAAUAAGAUGUUUUUUAAGGAUGCUUGAUGCUCUGCGGCGGCAGUGCCAGCCUGGUAACUGACCAUAGAGGUGUAUGUUUUUUUUAAUUUCCACAAUUGUAUCAUGAAUUGAGAAGCAUUUCAACACUGUCGCUGUAAGCACCUUAUGGCUGUAAGUUAUACAUUAUAUACAUAUUAUUAUAUUGAUAAAUAAAUUAAUAAUAAAAGCA
Molecule: messenger RNA, 8358 nt
Organism: Ostrinia furnacalis (Asian corn borer)
Lineage: Eukaryota; Metazoa; Arthropoda; Insecta; Lepidoptera; Crambidae
Gene: larp
Product: La related protein
Exons: 22
Coding region: 243-2753 (836 amino acids)
Biological process (GO): positive regulation of translation; mRNA stabilization
Cellular component (GO): cytosol; cytoplasmic stress granule
Molecular function (GO): RNA cap binding
Source: RefSeq, a predicted model, not a curated record